AUGACACCCAGAGAUGAACUACACGUCCGGAUGCACGGUUUAGUCGGAAAGCCAUUGCUUGGCUGGUACUUCAAAGAUUAUUUCAAUCAGCCUUCUCGGGCUACAAUCGGUACUGUGGUUGCAGUUCUCGAAAUUGGAGCGUUCAUAUCCUCCCUCCUUGUGGGACGUGUCGGUGAUAUGAUCGGCCGUCGAAGGACUAUACUAUAUGGCUCCAUUGUUUUCUUCAUUGGCGGCGCUUUUCAAACAUUUGCCACAGGUAUUCCCAUGAUGAUGGUCGGUCGUGUCAUUGCUGGUCUAGGCGUUGGCGCCCUCUCUACCAUUGUGCCAGUUUACCAGUCUGAGAUUUCGCCUCCCCACAACCGUGGGAAGCUCGCAUGCAUCGAAUUUACCGGCAAUAUUGCUGGGUAUGCGACCAGUGUGUGGGUAGACUAUUUCUGUAGCUUUAUUGAUAACGACUACUCCUGGCGCCUCCCACUCCUUUUCCAGUGUAUCAUGGGUGCCUUGCUUGGAAUUGGCAGUCUGAUGAUCUGUGAAUCACCUAGGUCCCUACUAAGAUGGCUUCUUGACAAUGAUCACGACGAGGAGGGCAUGGUGGUGAUUGCAAAUCUUUAUGGCGAAGGCGAUCUCCUUAAUGACAAGGCCCGGCAAGAAUAUCGUGAUAUCAAGAUGAACGUCCUCGUCCAGCGCCAGGAGGGCGAGCGAUCCUACUCGGACAUGUUCCGCCGGUAUCGCAAACGUGUUUUGAUUGCCAUGUCGGCCCAGGCCCUAGCUCAGCUCAAUGGGAUAAACGUCAUCUCAUACUAUGCGCCACUCGUUUUUGAAUCGGCCGGAUGGGCUGGACGAGAUGCAAUCCUGAUGACUGGAAUCAACGUUUAUUUUUUGUACCCCGAAACGAGUGGGGUUCGCCUCGAAGAUAUGGACGUUCUUUUUGGCGAUGCUUCCACCGCCAUGCCAACACCAGCCACCCAAGGCGAACGAGGGUCGCUAAUGGGUGCUGGCUCACCUGUUCCAUCACUUGACCUGCGUCGGCAGUAUGGUCAACUUGGGGCGGAGAAUUCCAUCCCCGGCCUAGAUAUUGAUCCGCCGACCUCAAACCAUGAAGGGACCAGCAAACGCGGACGCUCGGAUUCUCGCCAGGGCAGUGUUCGCGGUGAAGGAAUGGGUAGCUGGAUCUCAAACAUGGUUAGUCGAAACCGAGGAGUGGGCCCCAGUGCCAUCAGCAGUCAAUAUAGACGUUUGGAGCAAGGAGAAGGAGACGAGCAAUGA
Penicillium digitatum Pd1 is the source of this 1266-nucleotide messenger RNA. NCBI's taxonomy places the organism in Eukaryota, Fungi, Ascomycota, Eurotiomycetes, Eurotiales, Aspergillaceae. The record is from RefSeq and is a predicted model, not a curated record.